CAACAACACAAAUACCAGCGUAUACUUUUUCUAAAGUACAGCGUCGCAUGAGCAGGAGUAUACCAGCUUUAUUAGAACUUAAAAUACAUAUAUAUAUAUAUUUUCUGUUUAUAUACAAAGAUUUAUAAUAAACCACAAACAAAGAAACGAGGGUAUGUUUUUGACAGGUCAUUGUAAAACUGUGGAGGUUUCAUUCAUGUUUUUUCUUGCCGUUACUUUAUUUCUUCCUGUUCAAACAGGUUUCAUGACUUGUGAUCCUCGGCAUUAUCAGUGUGGCAAUGGAAAGUGUAUCACAUCCAGAUGGAUCUGUGAUGAAUCUGAUGACUGUGGUGAUGGCACUGACGAACUUCCUGCUGCCUGCUUGGCCAAAACCUGCAGACCCUCUGAAUUCAGCUGUGGUGGGCGACUCAACCAGUGCGUGCCCAAGAGCUGGAAGUGUGAUGGCAAGGCAGAUUGUGAGAAUGGAGCAGAUGAGGAUGGCUGUGCUCCUCGGCACUGUUUGAAUGGUGAAUUCCGGUGCGGCAGUGGCCAGUGUGUGUCGAAAGCAUUUGUGUGUGAUGCAGAGGCAGACUGUGAUGACGGCAGUGAUGAAGUCUCCUGUCCACCAACCACCUGUAGCUCUAACUCCUUUAGGUGCAACAACUCACAGUGUGUGCCUCGACUGUGGGUCUGUGACAGAGACAUAGACUGUGACGACGGCUCAGAUGAAUGGGAACAGAAAUGUGGUCCAAGGGUGUCUACGGCUCUCAGAAAUCCCUGCUCAUCUAUGGAGUUCCAAUGUGGCAGUGGGGAAUGCAUACACAGUAGCUGGAAAUGUGAUGGGGCAGCAGAUUGUUUUGAUCGCUCGGAUGAGAAAAACUGCUCCUUGCCUACAUGCCGACCGGAUGAGUUCCAGUGUGGUGACGGAUCUUGUAUCCAUGGCAGCCGGCAGUGCAACCAUGUAUACGACUGCAAAGAUUUAAGUGAUGAGCUGGGCUGUGUUAAUGCAACACAUUGUGAAGCACCAAACAGGUUUAUGUGUCACACCGGUGAAUGUAUCAGCAUAGAAAAGGUUUGCGACAAGCAGCGUGACUGUAGGGAUUGGUCCGACGAGCCGUUACGAGAGUGUGAUUCGAAUGAGUGUCUGUACAACAAUGGAGGUUGCUCUCAUAUCUGUAAUGACUUGAAGAUCGGUUAUGAGUGCUUGUGUCCCACCGGCUUCCGUUUGGUGAACAAGAGACACUGUGAAGACAUUGAUGAGUGCGCAAACCCAGACACCUGCAGCCAAAUUUGUGUCAACCAGGUGGGCAGUUACAAGUGUGAGUGUGAGGAAGGCUACCAGAUGGAUCCUGCAAGCAAGGCCUGCAAAGCUAUUGGAACCAUUGCAUACCUAUUUUUCACCAAUCGUCAUGAGGUGAGAAAGAUGACCCUGGAUCGUAGUGAAUACGCUCAAGUAAUUCCCCGCCUAAAGAACGUUGUAGCAUUGGACAUGAAUAUUGCGACCAAAGAAAUCUACUGGUCAGAUCUUUCCCUCAAGAAGAUAUACAGAGCACCAAUGGAUACUGCAGAUGACUCCUCCCAACACAGUGUUGUGAUUAGCAGUGGCUUAAAAGCACCUGAAGGUAUCGCUGUUGACUGGAUCCACGGAAACAUCUACUGGACGGAUAGCAUUCAAGGUGCUAUCUCUGUGGCAACAACGGAUGGAAGCAGACGCAAGACGCUCUUCAAAGAAAACAUAUCCAAGCCACGUGCUAUUGUGGUCGACCCUAUAAAGAACUUCAUGUUCUGGACUGAUUGGGGUACACCAGCCAAGAUUGAGAGGGGAGGUCUCAAUGGAGGAGACCGCAGUGCCUUGGUUACGGAUAACAUUGUCUGGCCCAAUGGAAUAACCCUUGACCUGUUAAACCAGCGUCUGUACUGGGUUGACUCCAAACUACACACACUGUCUAGUAUCAGUGUGCAGGGAGGUGGCCGUCGGACAAUAAUCAUUGACCAGGGCAAACUCGCCCACCCUCUGGGUCUCACUGUCUUUGAGGAAAAAGUGUUUUGGACGGAUGUAAACAACAAUGCAAUUCUAAGUGCAAAUCGUGUUACGGGCGGAGACAUUACAAAUGUAGCAGAACAUCUCUCAUCCCCAGAAGACCUUGUCCUGUACCACAACCUCAAACAACCUACAGGAAAAAACUUGUGCGGGGUCAUCAAUGGUGGGUGUGAGUUCCUGUGCCUGGCUGCCCCUCAAGUCAAUAGAUUUUCACCCAAGUACACUUGUGCCUGCCCAGAUAACAUGAUGCUGGCCAAAGACAUGCGGAAAUGUGUUCCAGCUGUUGUAACACCAGCAACUCCUGUUAAACCCAAAACGUUUACAACUAGUCAUCCUCAAGUACCUUCAAAGAUGUCACCAAAACCGUCUUGGCCUUCUACUACCAAAGCGCAACCUUCUACUACUCCCACUCCUGCGCCUAUGAUCCCUAGCAAACCCACCACUCAAGCUGCCUCUACCAAGCCUUUCCAAACCACUACUCAACUUCCAUUAUCCACCCAGACAGAUGAACCCCACAGGGAUGUAAAAGCCGUCUCAAAAAUAUCACCUUCAACUCCUUUGGCCCUGUACAUUUUAGUGCCUCUUGUUGUCCUAUGUUUGGUUGGGGUUGGUGCUGUGAUGUUCUGGAGAAAGUGGCGACAGAAAAAUACCAAUAGCAUUCACUUUGAUAAUCCGGUUUAUCAAAAAACUACUGAAGACCAGGUGCACCUAUGCAGAAACAACAGUACUGAUGGCUACUUAUACCCACAGAGGCAGAUUGUGAGUCUUGAUGAUGAAAUUUGAUGAUGAAAUUGACAUUGAGGUCCAUGCUGAAACUGACUGGAAAAGAGCCAUAUUUUACAUCUUACAUACUUGGAGGUCAAAAGAAACAUUUGGGGAAUGCUGGAGAGUCCACACAAACCACUUUGUCAAUUCCAGGGCUGCUAGUUUUAGUCUAAAGUAACAAAGAAACCUCAGACAACAACAACCUCAACUUAGCACUUCCCUUUAUAUAAAUGAUAGCACUUCUUCCUGUAUUAAUGAUAGCAGGUAUCUAUAUAUAAUCAUGGCACUUCUCUAUAUAUAAAUGAUUUACAAAUGAGACAUAUAGCUAUAUUUUUAACAGCACUUACGAAUCAAGGUUUUAUUUUCAGAAGGUGUCCAGAAUUAGUUAAUGUAAAUAUUGUAUGUGUUAGCAGUGAUUACAGAAAUGUGAAUGCACUUGUGCUUCUUUUAGCGAUUGGUGACAAUCAUCCAAGUCAGUAUGCUCAUUCAAAAAUUAAUCUAAUUCAUAACUUAUGCUGCAGUACAUUGAAUAUUAUGAAUUAUUAUUAUUAUUUACUAUGCAAAGCAGUUCUUAAGCCAAGCUUGUUCCUAAGGUCUUUAUGUCUUUGUCUACACCUUUUGGUGCCAAAAUGGUCAGGGCUACAUCUGAAACUGUAGUUGUAUUAUGUUUAGAUUAAUACUACAUUUAUUUUAGUGGAUUGAGGGAAUUUUACUUCGUUUUUAUUACAAUUAUGACGGCCUUAAUUGUAGAUUCAAAAUGUGAUUCAAAAUGUGUUUAGGCUACUAUUUUAACAAACCAAAACAAAUAGCACCGUUUGUUUUACAGAAGUAAUCAAUGAAGAGCCGUCCAUGGUUUUGCCUGUGUUUGCUACACCUUAUUUUAAAUACCAAAGUUAAACUUUGGUUAAACCGCUUGGAUGGUGUCAAACUCAAAAACACAUAAAUGUUGACUUGACUGUUCUAGAUGUCGCUCUAGAGGUGAUACAAUCUGUAUUUCUUUAAUUGCUUUAAUUGAGUUGCUUUGAUAAGAUUAAUAAUAACUUUUCUUUGCAAUUGUUUUACAUUCUCCAUGUGAAUGUGUAAAUAAUGUAUUCUUGUAUGUAAAUAUGUUUAGUGUUGCAUACUCUUAAGCCAAAUUUCUAUUUUAAGUAUACAGUCUUGUAUAUAAUGAAAUGUUUUAUUUAUUUUUACAAUCUACAUGUUUGGUUGAUAAUAGGCUUUCUUUUCUGUGUACCAUAUCUUAUUUUGUUUAUGAGGGAACAGUUUUUUAGAAUGAAAAAAUGUAUAUAUUAUUAUUUGUAUGGACCAAUUAAUGUAGUUUAACAAAUUAUUAAUGUUUGGAUUUGUAUAGUACCAAUGCAUUUUUGGGAAAGCCAAUCACAAUUGUUCUUGACCUGUGAGUA
Molecule: messenger RNA, 4188 nt
Organism: Xyrauchen texanus (razorback sucker)
Lineage: Eukaryota; Metazoa; Chordata; Actinopteri; Cypriniformes; Catostomidae
Product: low-density lipoprotein receptor-like
Exons: 18
Coding region: 155-2803 (882 amino acids)
Molecular function (GO): protein binding; calcium ion binding
Source: RefSeq, a predicted model, not a curated record